CCCCGCAUUUACCGCGGUCACGUUUCCAGGUUGUUGUUCGUACGCAUGGGUAGUGUGCGUUAAACAUAUUUUCUAUUUAUUGCGAUUAUUUAUUAAUUUAUUAAUAACCAUGAUAGUGUUAACGAACGAGGGCAAUCCAAAUGCGUUAAAAUUAAUUAUCGCAGCUAAAUUGGUCCAGCAAAAUAUAACCGUGAAGAGAGCACUUUCUAAUGAAACACCUUUAGGUAGGCUUCCUGUUCUUGAAUUGCCAACUGGAUCAAAAAUAUUUAGUAUAAGUGCAGGAAUGCAGCUUUUAGCGGCUCCCUCAGAAGAAUAUGAAAUAAUAAUUAAUAAGUGGCUAGAAUGGGACGUUUCUCAGUUACAGCCUGCAAUAAUAUAUUAUGGAACUACAGGAAUAUAUAAAACAGAUUCCACAUCUUGCUUAUGGUCUCUAUUAAGUGAAGUAAAUAAUGCAUUAAAAGAAAAAAUGUACUUAAUUAAGGAUAAAAAUGAUAUAUCGUUAGCAGACGUUUCUAUCUGGGUAUCCAUAUGGUCUACAAUAAUAGUUACCAAUAUUGGGAACGAAAUACUUAAAGAAUAUAUAUAUCUUAGUGAUUGGUUGAAAAAUAUAGAAUUACUGCCAAUUAUUCAGGACUCUUUGAAAGUAUUUUCAUUGGAAAGAGGAUUAAAAGCAAUUACCAGUAUUCAAGCAGGAUCUUGGUUUCCAGUUAACUCAACAAAAUCCUGCAAAUCAACAACUAAUGAACUUAAUUUAGUUAAAGAUAAAGAAGUUGAAGUAGUUAGCCAAGAAGAAAUGGAUAAAGCAAUGAUUAAUUGGAAUUCAUGUAAUUGUCCAAAUGUGAAAGAGCCAUCGUAUCCUGUUCUACCAAAAAAAGGAGAAAGGAACAUCUUAAUUACAUCGGCGCUCCCUUAUGUAAAUAAUGUACCUCACUUAGGCAAUAUUGUUGGUUGUGUUCUUUCUGCUGAUAUAUUUGCUAGGUAUUGUCGACAAAGAAAUUACAAUACAUUAUAUAUUAGUGGUACUGACGAAUAUGGCACUGCUACCGAGGCUAAAGCAUUAGAAGAAAAAACAACACCUCAAGAAAUAUGUGACAAGUUCUUUAGUAUCCAUAAUGAUAUAUAUCGCUGGUUUGGUAUUGGAUUUGAUUAUUUUGGACGUACAACGACAGCUGAACAAACAGAAAUCGUUCAGUCCUUUUUCUUAAAAAUAAAAUCGCAAGGAUAUGUAUUGACAGACACGGUCGAUCAACUUCUUUGUGAAUUCUGUGAUCGAUUUUUAGCUGACAGAUUUGUGGAAGGAAUUUGUCCUAGAUGUAAAUAUGAAGAUGCUCGUGGUGAUCAAUGCGAUGGUUGUGGUCAUUUAGUAAAUGCAACUGAGUUGAUAAAUCCUCGAUGUAAGAUGUGUAGCAAUAGACCUAUCAUUAAGAAAUCAGAACAGUUCUUUUUAGAUUUGCCUAAAUUGGAAGAAAGACUAAAGGUAUGGUCUGCAAAAGUAGAAAAAGGAUGGUCAGCUGUAGCUCGAGGAGUCACAAAACCGUGGUUACGUGAUGGUCUUAAGCCACGUUGUAUAACUCGAGAUUUAAAAUGGGGUAUACCUGUCCCGGUGGAGGGAUUUGAAAACAAAGUUUUUUACGUUUGGUUUGAUGCUCCUUUCGGCUAUAUCAGUAUUACAAAAAGAUAUACCAAAGAGUAUGAACAAUGGUGGAAACCUAAUGGCGCCGAAGUUAGUUUGUGUCAAUUUAUGGCGAAAGAUAAUGUACCAUUCCAUACUAUAAUGUUCCCUGCCUAUUUAUUAGCAACUAAUGAAGACUAUACAUUAUUGAAACAUUUGAUGGCUAUUGAAUACCUGAAUUACGAGGAUACUAAAUUCUCGAAGUCCAGAGGUAUUGGAGUGUUUGGAACUGAUGCUAGAGAAACAGGCAUUCCGGCUGACGUGUGGAGAUUUUAUCUCGCUUACAUUAGACCAGAAAAUCAGGAUUCGAAUUUCAAUUGGGCGGAUUUAGCAACAAAAAAUAAUAACGAAUUAUUAAAUAAUCUUGGAAACUUUAUUAAUAGGGCUCUUGUAUUUACGGAAAAAUUCUUUGAGUCUAAAGUACCACCGAUGGAACCCCAAGAAGAUGAUUUGACAUUAUUGGCAUUGGCUCAACGUGAAUUGACAUCCUACUUAAAUGCACUUGAACAAGCUAAAUUAAGAGAUGGUAUAAAAUACGUGUUAGCGAUUUCGAAACAUGGCAAUCAAUAUAUGCAAUCGCAACAACCGUGGGUUAAAGUAAAGGGUACAGAUGACGAUAAGAAGAAAGCUGGGACAAUAAUUGGGAUUUGUUGUAAUUUAACAUGUCUUUUAUCAGCUCUAUUAGCACCUUAUAUGCCUAAUACUUCUCGUGAAAUAAGAGGGCAAUUAGGGUUGGACAAAACGCGUUAUGGAUAUAUUCCAGAUAUUAUUAUGAACAUGUUACCUUCUGGACAUAAAAUUGGUAAAGUAUCCCCGCUUUUUACAAAAAUAGAAGAUCAAUUGAUUGAAGAAUUAAGGAAAAAAUAUGCCGGGAAACAAGAAACUAAUGGUGCUCAAUCGAAAACGAAUAAUGUCACUGAAAGUGUAGAAUCUUCAAAAGCUACUACAGCCCAACGGGGUCAACUAGUCAAAAAGUUAAUAUAUAAUCAUGAUGAAAGUGUUCGGCAGUCUCAUGUAGACAUUCUUGAUAAACUGCAAAAUAAACUAGCUGAUCUCAAACAAGAUGCAGAUAAAUGUGAUAAUGCUCAAUCUGCCAAAAGUAAGAAAGCCGAACCAUUACAUACUCCCGAGCAAAAUGGAGAUACUGGUACAGAUAUAACUUCUUUAGAAGCAGCUAUUACAAAACAAGGCAAUCUAGUGCGCGAAUUAAAAGCGAAAGAAGAAAAGAGCGUAUGGCAACCACAGGUAGAAAUUUUAUUAAAAUUAAAAAAUCAAUUAGCCAGUCUGACUGGUGCAAAAAUUCCAGAUAAAAAAUCAAAGAAAAAAAAGUAAUUAAAAUCGCAAUAUAAAAUGUCUUCAUUUAUAAUAAUCGAUAAAACUUGACUUGAAUUUUCUCUUAUCAUGUGAGCAUAA
Molecule: messenger RNA, 3085 nt
Organism: Vespula vulgaris
Lineage: Eukaryota; Metazoa; Arthropoda; Insecta; Hymenoptera; Vespidae
Gene: MetRS
Product: methionine--tRNA ligase, cytoplasmic
Exons: 16
Coding region: 110-3004 (964 amino acids)
Biological process (GO): methionyl-tRNA aminoacylation
Cellular component (GO): aminoacyl-tRNA synthetase multienzyme complex; cytosol
Molecular function (GO): methionine-tRNA ligase activity; ATP binding
Source: RefSeq, a predicted model, not a curated record